AUGGCGACCCAAAAUGCUCCCAAAGGCAAAAAAGCCCCCAAAGUCAAGCAGAUGGAGCUCCCCAAUGCCGCUGCUGGCAUUGUCACACGAUUCCCUCCAGAACCCUCUGGGUACCUCCAUAUCGGCCACUCGAAAGCGGCGCUGCUCAACGACUAUUUUGCACAUAUCCAGUACCCUGGCGGAAAGAUGAUCUUGCGUUUCGAUGACACAAACACUGAGAAGGAGAAUGCGGAAUUCGAAAAUGCUAUUCGAGAGGACGUUGCACUCCUGGGCAUUAAGCCCGACAUGAUCUCCUACACAAGCGAUUAUUUCGACCAAAUAGACGAGUACUGCGUCAAGAUCAUACAGUCAGGAAAAGCUUACGCAGAUGACACUCCUGGUGAUAUUAUGAGUGCGCAAAGAAUGGCACGUGAGCCGAGCGUUCAUCGGGAUGACAGUGUUGAGGACAAUCUGGCGCGCUUCGAGGAUAUGAAGAAGGCCACUGACGAGGGCCGAAGAUGGUGCAUUCGCGCAAAAAUAUCACACGCCAACAACAAUGCGUCUCUGAGAGAUCCUGUCAUCUUUCGAUGUCCUAAGAAUCAAACUCCCCAUCACAGGACCGGCCUCAAAUACAAGGCUUAUCCAACAUACCAGUUCGCCUGCCCAAUUGUCGACUCGUUGGAAGGGAUAACGCAUGCGCUGAGAACGACAGAGUACAACGACCAAGACGCACAAUACAAAUGGAUCCUGAAGGCAUUAGAAUUGAGACCCGUCUUUAUCUGGACGUUCUCGAAAAUCCAGUUCGUCCGCACCCUUAUGUCAAAACGGAAGUUGACCAAGUUGGUCAAUGCUGGUGUCGUGUCUGGCUGGGAUGAUCCACGGUUCCCCACCGUUAGGGGUAUCAGACGACGUGGCAUGACUAUCGAGGGUUUACGGGACUUUAUGGUCAGCCAAGGACCCAGCAAGAACGUGGUGAAUAUGGAUUGGCAUACCAUCUGGACGAUGAACAAAAAGGUCAUUGAUCUCCAAGCCAGUCGAUACACCGCGAUUGACAACAACCAUGUCAUCUGCAAGGUCAAGGGGGUCAAGGAAGAGCCAUAUUCCGAGAUGCAACCCAAGCAUGCCAAAUACAACCUGGGAGAGAAGAAGGUUUGGUAUAGCGAGAAUCUCCUCAUCGAGCAGGAGGAUGCACGAACAUUCGCCAAAGACGAGGAGAUCACUUUGAUGAAUUGGGGCAAUGCCUAUGUGCGCGAUAUCCAGUACGAGAAGACCAGUGACAAAUCUGACAUUACCGAUGGUGUCAACGCGUUGGGUAACGUUGCGUCAAUGGAGCUGGAGCUGCAUCUAGAUGGAGAUUUCAAAGCUACCAAGAAGAAGAUCACUUGGCUGUCCAAGGACCAAGACCUUGUUCCCGUUGAGCUAGUCGAUUUUGACCAUUUAUUAUCGAAGGACAAGUUGACCGAGGAAGAGGAGACUCAUUGGGAAGACUUCUUGACGCCUAAAAGCGAGUUCAAGUCCUACAGCGUGGCCGAUUGCAAUGUGCGGAACGUGAAGGUCGACGACGUGCUUCAGUUCGAUCGGAAGGGCUAUUACAGAUGUGACAAAGCUGCGACCAAGGAGUCGCCAGGUGUUUUCUUCAAAGUCCCCUCCGGGAAGGAAUAG
Molecule: messenger RNA, 1641 nt
Organism: Exophiala viscosa
Lineage: Eukaryota; Fungi; Ascomycota; Eurotiomycetes; Chaetothyriales; Herpotrichiellaceae
Product: glutamyl-tRNA synthetase
Exons: 1
Coding region: 1-1641 (546 amino acids)
Biological process (GO): translation; glutamyl-tRNA aminoacylation
Cellular component (GO): cytosol; cytoplasm; methionyl glutamyl tRNA synthetase complex
Molecular function (GO): glutamate-tRNA ligase activity; ATP binding
Source: RefSeq, a predicted model, not a curated record